This is a messenger RNA of Dioscorea cayenensis subsp. rotundata (Guinea yam), 3700 nucleotides long. RefSeq lists its product as uncharacterized. NCBI's taxonomy places the organism in Eukaryota, Viridiplantae, Streptophyta, Magnoliopsida, Dioscoreales, Dioscoreaceae. Gene Ontology annotation, biological process: protein ubiquitination. Gene Ontology annotation, cellular component: CCR4-NOT complex. Gene Ontology annotation, molecular function: ubiquitin-protein transferase activity. The record is from RefSeq and is a predicted model, not a curated record. The coding region runs from base 110 to 1012 and encodes 300 amino acids. The transcript is spliced from 5 exons.
AGUUAUCCGUUUCGUUGGCUCUCUCUCUUCCAAAAUUUUCUCUUCAUCGCUUGCUCUAGGGCUCUCUCUCUCUCUCUCUCGCCUUCCUUCGUUGUUAAAAAGAGAAACGAUGCACGACGCCAUGGCCAACGAUUCCUCCGUCUCGGCCAGCGCCCGUGAUUUCGCCAAGAAGCGCAGGGUCAACCGAUCGGCGAAGCUGAAGCAGUGCAAACUCGAUGCCAGGCGCGAGCAAUGGCUCUCUCAAGUGAAGGGCAAAAGCUGUAAGGUCACGCCCAUGGCCUCGCCUCCGACCUCAUCAUCUCCCCCGGUGCCGAUGCCUCGGCCGCAGUCAUGCCUCCAUGAUAGUGAUAUGGUGUUUGCCAAUCAUAGCCCCACAUCGAACUCACCGGGGAAACCUCCGAAAGUGGGUUGCUGCCCCAACAAUAGCGUCAGCAGUGGGGGCAGCACCAGGUCAUGCUCCCUGAGUGCCAGUGAUGGCGAAGAGGAAGGUGCGAGGGGGGAAGAAAAUUCAGCAAUUGAUGAUUGGGAAACGAUUGCGGAUGCGUUGUCUGCAUACAAAUCUCGGGUGCCCCCUGCCCCUGUGAAUGAUUCUGGUGCCCAGAGAACCAUGAACCCUGAACCAACUAGGACAAUCCCCAGAGCUUGGAGGCCAGAUGAUGAGCUUCGUCCUCAAAGCCUGCCCAAUCUAUACAAGCAGCAGAGUUUCCCCGCUAACAUGGAAAGACAUUUUGGAGCCAAAGGUUGGAGCCAUCCUGUCAUUCUGUCAGCCCCAUCAUCAUGUCCUAUUUGCUAUGAGGACCUGGAUCCAACAGACUCCAGCUUUCUACCCUGUUCUUGUGGUUUUCGGCUGUGCCUGUUCUGUCACAAGAGAAUUCUCGAGGCUGAUGGCCGGUGCCCAGGGUGCAGGAAGCAGUACAGUCCUGUGGAGGGUGAGAUGCUGGGUAUGAGUGGAGUUAAGCCAUUGCUACCAUUCCAACUGUCACGCUCUUAUAGUAUGGGCUCGAGAUCUUAGAAUUGGGAGUGGUUGUUUUUUGUAUGUUGAUGUAGGGGACUUUCAUGGGUCUUUUGUUCACUGUGCAAGUUCUGAUUUUCUUCUGAAGAAAGCAUGGAUAUAGGCAUAAAACUUUAAAGCAGUUACCAGGGACUCGAAUAUGUUUUGGAGUCUACUUAUGCAUAGUAUGUUGAUGUUUCGAUAUGAACAGAUAUAAGGAAACAGGUGCAUUUAGUAUCUAGUAUAUAUGUAUUUUUUAGAUUGCGCUCUUUUAAGUUUUCUUUAUUCAUGAUUUCAGGUUAGUGAAGGAUCUCUCCUGCUAUGGUAUAAUUUUGUGAUUAAUUUUACUAUUUUUUGGUUUUUUUUUAAUCCGCUCUCUACAAACUGAUCUCUGACUCAUUAAUGCUGUUAUCAUGUAUUUUAUGUAGCAGUGGAUGCCCAUUGCAUUUGUGAGUUGCCUCAGUUAUGAACUUGUGGUACUUGUCACCUAUUGCCCUGUUUCAUAUACAAAUUUGCUGCCAUGCUUUAUUUUCACUGUUAUAAAUAUUUCUUUCAGCUUUGAUGUGUUUGGUUUAUCUUUUGGGUUGGUGUCUUUAAGGCAGCUUUGUGCACCAUUAUCUGAUUAGUAUGGGAUCUGAAGAGUAAAUUUGCUUAUUUGAUUAUAUUUUCUCACCUGAAAAAGACACCUAGAUUGGCGACUAAUUGUUCUUAAUGGUACAUCAAGUCCUGCUCCUUGUCAAGGUACUGCCUUAUUAUUGUUUCAGUGACUAGCAUAUUUGAUAUGGUGCUAAAUUGCAUGUUAACAAAAAUUGUCUUGCAAAUCAUUUGAUAAGAUUUUGGUUAGUAUCAGCUAGUAAACAUCUUACAAUUGUUGAAUUGAUUUGAAUCUGACAUCAAGUCAUCUGGAAUAGCUUCUCUGACUUCUUACCAGUGACAAAGCAUUGUGGUAGUGGUGUGCAUUUGUUCAAUGGCAGUGCAGAAGUAGUAUUUUUAAAGAACCAUUUCUUUUAAUAAAAUUAGUAAAGCUGACUGCUAAAAAAUGAGCACAUGUGUGUGUGCUUUGUCCCAUAAUCCUAUUAUAAGUUAGAAUUUAUUCUUCCUCAAAAAUUGAUUUAUCUAUCAAUUUGUUUCUUAAAAAUUUUUCUUACAGCAUCAUUUUGUUAUACAUUGUAGUCUGAAUUGGAAUUCUACUGCUUCUGAAAAGAGUCUUCCUUUUGGCUAUAUUUAAUAACAUCUAGAAAUUUUAAGGUUAAAGCACCAAAUUGUCUUAUAUGCUAGAAUCUCGCAGGCAUUCUACCUUCUGGUUAUACAACUAAUCCACUUGCAAAAUUUUCUCUUACUUCGAAGGUUGCUUUUGUUGUUUGAAGGAAGGUGAUGGAAAUUGAUCAGUUGCCUGUGAAUAAUUUUCACAUCAUUUUUUUAGGCAACUAGACUUUUUAAAGGUUAGGUGUUCAUGCUUUCAUUGCCUUCAUAAUAAAUUAGUAGGGAAUCACCAUUGGUCAGCUUGUUAUCUUGUUUAGGAACUAAAUAAAUUUGGUUUAGUUUUGUUCAGGUAAUGUUUUUAUUCUAUAUUAUUUUUUGGGUAAAAGCCCAUGCAUGUCUGUUUAGGACUGGAAGAAAAGUUUAGAAAGAGAAUUACACUUGUCUCUUUGGUUUCUCUCUCAAAUUUUCACGCUUGCGAUCAGAGAAAUUGGCGCUCUAGUUUUUUUUUUCUAUUGCUCUCAAAAUGUGUGUUUGCGCGGGUGUGUGCACCAUAUUGUCUGUCCUGUUUCUCUCAAAUUAUAUCAGACUAGCUGUUUGAGAAAUUGUGUCAUUUUCUGUAGAAUAAAUGCCUUGUCCAAAAAGGUAUUCUUAAUUGUAUUCUUAAUGCUACUUGACUGUCCUGUUGCUGUCUGAUUAUAUCAGAUCAGUUGAUAGAGAAAUCACCAUAAUUUGUAUGGAAUAAAUGCCUUGUCUAAAUGGUAUUCACAUUCUAUGUUUUAUUGUAUUUAACUUCUAUUAUCUUCUCUGAAAAGAAAUCUUGGUGGCUGACAGCUUUCUUUAUCACUGGCAUAGAUAUUUUGAGUUUCCGAAAAGGACUUCCCUUUUGAUUCAUCUUCGUUAUCUUUUGUGGUUUUGAAAUCAGAUUUGGCUAAUUUCUGUUUAAAUUUUCAGUAGUUGUCAAUGUCUUAUAGGGAAGAUAGCCAUAGAGCACACUCUGUGGCUUUGUUAAAAGAAACCUACUGGUCUUAAAGUUCAGAACUUAUGGGACAGUUUUGGAAGAAUAUGGUAUGACAGUAUUGGCACAUUUGGAAUCAUCUUCAUAGAAGAUUAAGAUUUUGGAGACUAUCACCUGCAAGUAAGCUAUUCAACAAGGGUACAUACAGUGAAAUUUUCUCAUCGAAUUAAUUUUGCCUUAACCUUUUUGGGGGAUUAGGCCGAAGAAGUUAUGUCUUUUGGGGGAGAUGAUUAUCAAUCAUAUAUCUUGUGCAAGUGUAACUGUGUACAUACUGUGCAAACUCUUCUGGACAUGAAAUUAACAUCAUGAAGAGCCAUGUUUAGAGAACUACUGUUAGAAAGCUGUCAUAUUAACUAAACCAUUUAGAAACUAGUGCUAUGGGUUAAACUUAGGUAUGGUUUUAUUUCAAUGCAGAUUGCUGUUUGACCUUCAAAAGUAAUUUCUGUAGCAUAUUGAGUUGGAAAAUUUUAAACUGACCUAUUUCUUCUGUU